This is a messenger RNA of Hevea brasiliensis (rubber tree), 2954 nucleotides long. Its product is annotated as cuscuta receptor 1-like. The record is from RefSeq and is a predicted model, not a curated record. The transcript has 7 exons. Gene Ontology annotation, molecular function: protein binding. NCBI's taxonomy places the organism in Eukaryota, Viridiplantae, Streptophyta, Magnoliopsida, Malpighiales, Euphorbiaceae. Bases 231 to 2954 code for a protein of 907 amino acids.
UUAAGGUUUAUCUAUGAUUUCCAUUUUUAAAUAAUCUCACCUUUAUCAUUAUAUUAAAAUAUCAUUUUUCAUUCUUUAAUUGUGUUAUUAAACACAUAAUUGAAUUAUUAUUUUUUUAAUAAAAACAGCAAUAUUAUUUUUUAAUAGGCUUGCCGAAUUUCAAAAAUUUGGAGCAUUUGGAUUUGAGAUGGUCUACUCUCCACAACAACUUCUUAAAAGACAUCGAAAAGAUGCCCUCUCUUAAGAUUUUAUUAUUGUCCUUUUGUCGACUAAACGGCACCAUACCUACAGCCAAAGGUUUAUGCGAGUUAAAACAUCUUCAGAAGCUAGAUAUGAGCAACAAUGAUCUCAGUGGCACUUUACCUUUAUGUCUAGCAAAUUUAACAUCCCUUCAACUGUUAGAUCUAUCUUUCAACCACUUCAUCGGAAAUAUCUCCUUAUCUCCCCUGGGGAGUCUCACAUCCAUGCAUACGUUACAACUUUCAAGCAACCUGUUUCGAAUCCCAAUCUCUCUUCUUCCGUUCUUCAACCAUUCAAAGCUCAAGCACUUGAAUUGUGAUGAGAAUGAAAUAUGUGCAGAUAUAGAUGUGCCUACUUUGACACCAAAAUUUCAACUACGGACCCUAGAUUUGUCAGGUCAAGGAGAUGGCGGAGUGUUUCCCAAGUUCUUCUACUAUCAGCAUAAAUUAGAAUAUGUUGAUAUGUCAAAUAUGAAAAUGAAGGGAGAGUUUCCACAUUGGUUGAUCAGGAACAACACAAAAUUAGAUACACUUCACUUGCCCAACUGUUCUCCUUCGGGGCCUCUCCAAUUGCCAAUUCAUUCCCAUGUGUAUUUUUCAGACUUAGACAUCUCUGACAACUACUUCAAUGGCUCUAUUCCAACAGAAAUUGGAAUACGUUUUCCAAGUUUAAAUUCUCUAGACUUGUCUGGAAAUGGUCUCACUGGUGGCAUUCCUUCGUCAUUUGGCAAAAUGAGUCAACUGACAGAAUUAGACUUGUCCAGCAAUCAUUUGUCAGGCAUAAUACCCCAAGAGUUGAUUGUUGGAUGCAGUUCGUUAUCUGAGCUCAUUCUUUCAAACAAUAGUUUGCAUGGCCAAAUAUUCCCAAAACAAGCUAAUUGCGAAGAAUUGAUUCGAUUAUUGUUGGAUGGCAAUCAAUUCAAUCAAAGUAUCCCAUAUAGCAUAAUUAAUUGCACACGGUUGGAAGUGUUGGACGUGAGAGAUAAUCACCUCUUUGGCAGCAUCCCUAGUUGGAUAGGGAAUAUGACUUCUCUUCAAAUCUUGGAUCUUUCAAAGAAUAAUUUCUUUGGAAACCUGCCAUCCAGCUUUUGCCCUCCAUCGAUCUGUGAAGUUUAUUUAUCAAGAAAUAGGCUACAAGGACCAUUGAUGAAUGCAUUUUACAAUUGUCCUAGUUUAAUGAUAUUGGAUCUUGGACACAACAAUUUCACGAGAAGAAUUCCAGAAUGGAUUGGCAAUUUUUCAGCUUUGACCUAUCUUCUUUUGGGUUAUAAUAAUCUUGAAGGUAAAAUACCAAUUCAGUUGUGCAACUUAACUCAAUUAAGGUUGGUUGAUCUUUCUAAUAAUAAUCUUUUUGGUCAUGUCCCCCCUUGCAUAAGCAUUGAUAGCAAUUGGGUUAGGGGAAUUCAAGAUGUAGAUGAUAGUUUUAGAACUUAUAUUAGGGAACAACCUUUGGAGUUUACAACAAAGAGAAUAUCAUAUUAUUUUCGAGGAAGAGUUCUCAAGCACAUCUCAGGACUCGAUCUGUCCUGCAACAAUUUGACAGGUAAAAUUCCUGCUGAAUUAGGAAAUCUUAGCGUGAUCCAGGUGUUAAACCUGUCCCAUAAUAGUUUGACAGGAUUGAUUCCACAAUCAUUUUCAAACUUGAAGCAAAUUGAGAGCUUGGAUCUUUCCUACAAUAACUUGAACGGCAAAAUCCCUCAACUCACUCAACUACAUUGGCUAGCUGUCUUCAGUGUAGCACACAACAAUUUAUCUGGCCAGACACCUGAGAUGGUUGCACAAUUUGCGACAUUCGACAACAGUAGCUAUGAGGGAAACCCUUUCCUUUGUGGACCUCCAUUGUCCAAAAGUUGCUUUGCUUCAUCAAUGCCAGGAGUUUCAGCGAAGGAUAAAAAAGAUCAUAAAAGAGAUGAUGGCUUUAUGGACAUGGAUGCUUUCUAUAAGCAUUCAAUCUUGAUGAGUGAGCUGAGUUUAUGUUGUAGUUUCAGUAAGCUAGGAUGGUUGCAGAAUACUGAGCUGGAACUGAUUGCAGAGUAUAAUUUAUUACUUGUUUUUAAGGCACAGGUGAUUGGUGAUAGAGUUGAUAGUGGACGACAGGGAACCAGGCCUGAAAUUUGUGCCCAAGCAAUUGCAUUUUGGGAAUUAGAUUCCACAAUAACAGAGUCAAUACCAACCAUAAAUUUGUCAGGUCAAGGACAUGGUGGAGUGUUUCCGAAGUUCCUUUACUAUCAGCAUAACUUACGCAUCCCUGGUUGGAUAAGGAAUGUGACUUAUCUUGAAGUCUUGGAUCUGUCGGAGAAUAAUUUCUUUAAAAACUUACCAUCUGACUUUGGCCCUCCAUGGAUCUGUGAAGUUUAUCUAUCAAAAAAUAGGCUACGAGGACCAUUGAUGAAUGCAUUUUACAAUUGUUCUGAAUUAACAGUGCUGCAUCUUAGUCACAAGACUCAACGUUUGGAGCUUACAACAAAGAAUGCAUUGCGUUAUUUCCAAAGAAGCAUUCUCGACCUCAUAUCAGGACUCGAUCUGUCCUGCAACAAUCUGACAAGUAAAAUUCUAGCUGAAAUAGGAAAUUUUAACAUAAUCCAGCUAUUAAACCUUUCCCAUAACAAGUUGACUGGAUUGAUUCCGCAAUCAUUUUCAAACCUGAAGCAAAUUGAGAGCUUGGAUCUUUCCCACAACAACUUGAAUGGCAACAUCCCUCAGCUUCUCAACUAA